Messenger RNA from Astyanax mexicanus (Mexican tetra), 834 nucleotides. Its product is annotated as vitelline membrane outer layer protein 1 homolog. Lineage: Eukaryota; Metazoa; Chordata; Actinopteri; Characiformes; Acestrorhamphidae. The transcript has 4 exons. Bases 40 to 681 code for a protein of 213 amino acids. The record is from RefSeq and is a predicted model, not a curated record.
CUCGUCACCUGUGUGUCCCGUGCUUCUAAAGACCCGAGCAUGGCGUUGGUUGGUGUAUCAGCCCUGUGGCUGCUGGCCCUCGUGGCCUUUGUCCGGGGGGAUUCACUGGAGAACUCGUUUGUGGUUCGGGCCGGGACGAGAUUCACGUCCCGCUCCUACAGCGCCAUGCUCUCCGUGCCCAACGGGGAGCGCUUCGGCCUCUGGACGUGGCCCGAGAUGUGCCCGGAGAACUUCUUCGCUGUGGGAUUCAGUCUGAGGGUUGAGCCUAAUCAGUAUGGAGGGGACGACACGGCUCUGAACGGGAUCCGUCUGUUCUGUAGUCAGGAUGGAGACCGGAGCUUCCUCUACACUGUGGAGUCCCACACUGGACAUUUCGGGGACUGGACGGACCCUCAGUGGUGCCCCAGCGGAGUUCUGACCUCCUUCCAGCUGCGGGUGGAGCCACACCAGGGCUUCUUCGGUGACGACACGGCCGCCAACAACAUCAAGUUCCGCUGCAGCAGUAACCCCACGCUGGAGGGGCGGGGGAUGGACUGGGGCGAAUACGGCUACUGGAGCACAGAGUGCACGAACGGGGGCAUCUGUGGCAUCGAGACCAAAAUGGAGCCCUACCAGGGGGCACUAGACGACAGUUCACUAAACGACGUGCGCUUCCACUGCUGCAGCAAGAACCAACAGUGAACACCAUGACCCAGAGUGCUCACUAGGGGAUCAGACAGUCAACAUCGCAGCAGCCUGCUCGGGCCCGGCGGACCUUCACCACAGCGGCUGAAACGAAGAGCAAACUGCAGCGAACGAAUCGCAUCCAGAGAUAAAUAAACAUUCAGAAUGUCA